This is a messenger RNA of Eurytemora carolleeae, 2541 nucleotides long. RefSeq lists its product as uncharacterized. Bases 314 to 1369 code for a protein of 351 amino acids. NCBI's taxonomy places the organism in Eukaryota, Metazoa, Arthropoda, Copepoda, Calanoida, Temoridae. Gene Ontology annotation, molecular function: nucleic acid binding; zinc ion binding. The transcript has 2 exons. The record is from RefSeq and is a predicted model, not a curated record.
UUAUUUAUUAUGAGUAUUUUAUUAGUUGUUAUUUUUUUUUCUUUAUUGGAGAUAUUGCUUAAAACUAGAGAUUUAUCUGAAGUAUUGCUAGAGAAACACCUCCAGUAUUACUAGAGAUACAUCUCAAGUAGAACUAAAGACACAUCUCAAGUAGAACCAGAGAUACAUCUCAAGUAUUGGAGGUAUUGCUCAAAACUAGAGAUUUAUCUCAAGUAUUGCUAGAGAAACAUCUCAAGUAGAACUAAAGACACAUCUCAAGUAGAACCAGAGAUACAUCUCAAGUAGAACUAGAGAUACAUCACAAGUAUAUGAUAUGAUGAGUCCAACCAUGAUGAAACGACUUAAGGAGAUAGAAACAGAACAGGCCGUGCUGAUUGAAAGUAGUGGUCUCCGUCCUACUCCAGCUAGGAUGAAUUCUAUGAAAUUAGACUCGUUAAUGGAACCAAUGGACGAGGACGAAGAGGACGGAGAAAACGGAGCUCAACGACGAGUAGUGCAGGACACGGAGGAUGAGGAUGAUCUGUUUAAUGGAUUCAGUGAAGCUGAGGGGACAAUACCACUUGAUCACGGUGGGCAAGACCCAAGGGGUCUUGAACAGUUGGAGGAUGAAGUAAGAAGGUUGUCAGGACCUGACACAGAUGACUCUGCAGUGAAUAAGAUUGCAGAUAUAGUGGCGAAUAGGAUACUGCCGGAAAUCCAAAGGUCACCAGUUGAGUAUGAAAAGCUUCUCCAUGAUCUGCAGAGACAGCUGGACGAACUAAAAGUAACUGCUAAAGGUUCUGCUGCAGGGGAGCUAUGUACCAAAACCUUGGCUAUGCUAGAAGCUAUAAAGGUCUCUCAACAGAGUUUUCAAGUGUUUGUCAAGACACGGAUUGAAACCUUGGAGGAGAAGUUGGAUAUCCUCCUAUCUAAAUCAGAUUACAGGAACACUGACCGAGGAGGGAAUCGAGAGAAUAAGCAAUGCUUUUACUGUCUUGCUGAGGGACACAUGGCUAACAGAUGUAAAAUGCGAGUUUAUUGUGAAGGUUGUGGAACCCAGGAUCACCCGUAUGACAGGUGUGAGCAGCGUGAUCAGAUAUGCUCACAAUGUCAAGUGGUAGGUCAUGAUGCAAAUGUUCAUGAUACCGUAGAUAGAAGCCUCCGGAAAAAGCUUUAUGAUAAACACCCUGAAUCAUUUGCUCAUUUCUUUGAAGUUGUAUCUCAAGGGCGGCAUAAAGAUAAGGAUCUAAGAGGAAGACGGAACUCGGAUCGAGACCCAGCUUCACGGAGCAGGAAGGAUGACAGAUCCAAACGUGUAGAUAUCCAGCUUCACAGUGUACGAGGAAAAGGGGUAAUUAAAGGAAGAACCUAUGGAAGAAGGUCCUACUAAUUUAGUACGAAUUCGGUCAUAUUUCCAUCAUACUUAAUAAUCUUAUUCCUUUUACGUCUUAAAUGAAUGAUCAAGUAGAUUACUCAUGUUUUAUCCGAGAUUUUAGUUCUGAAGAUUUUAUUUGUAUGUUCCAUUAUAUUUUCCUUGAAUAUAUGAAGUCAUGAUAUUUUAAUAAAUAACAUCGUCAUAUUUUGAUUGAUUUUGGAGGUUUAAAUGAGUUAAUAAUUUUAUAUUUAAUGUUAACUGUGGAAUAUGAAUAGCUUUAAUGCGUUGAAGAAGAGUGAUAUAAGAUGGGAUGACUAAGCGAAGGUGUGAUUGAGUGAGUGAGUCAGUUAAUUUUUAUUCUAGUAAAUGAGUGAAGCUGAGCGGAUGACUGAGUGAGGGUGGGAUUGCUUGAGUUAGUGAGUUAAUUUCUGUUAAUGUGUGAGUGAUGAAUGGUUGAGUGAGAGUUAAAGUAUUGCAAAGUCAGAGUCUGAGUUAAUUUUUAUUCUAGUAAGUGAGUGAAGCUGAGCGGUUUAAGAAGAAAUGACUGGGUGAGGGUGGGAUUGCUUGAGUUAGUGAGAUAAUUUCUGUUAAUGUAUGAGUGAGAGGUAAAGUAUUGCAAAGUCUGAGACUGAGCGAGGGUGAGAUUGAUUGAGUGAGUGAUUGAAUUUACUUUUUGGUAUGAGUGAUGAAGGGUUGAGUGAGAGUUAAAUUAAAGUAAAGUCUGAGUGUAUUUUACUUCUGCAGUUCCUUAAAAUUGAUUGAUUGAGUUAUCGAUUUAAUUUUAUUUUUGGUACAAUAUUACGUCUACUUCUGCAGUUCAUUAAAAUUGAUUGAUUGAGUUAUCGAUUAACUUAAGUUUUACGUCUACAUAUCCUAAUAAUAUCACGCCUACAGUUCUUUAACUAUUUUACUUUGGGGGAGUGUAAUGCCGGAGUGUAUGUGUGCGCGAUUGAUAAACUGUCGAAGAGAGGAGUGAGUGACUGAGUAAGUGCGUUAUUAAUGAGUUAGUAAGAAUUGAUGGAGAUUCCAUUUAAUAUUGGUUGAGUGAUGGACCAUUGAGAGUUUUCGUGAUGGACGGAUUGAUUGAUUGAGUGAGUGCAAUGUUUCUCACUACGAGUUAUGAGUGGGAUUGUGCAUUGAUACUUAUGCGAUAAUGUGGCUGAGAGGGGCGACAGUGUGGUUAGGGG